Messenger RNA from Penicillium cinerascens, 2160 nucleotides. RefSeq lists its product as uncharacterized. The transcript is spliced from 4 exons. Gene Ontology annotation, biological process: carbohydrate metabolic process. Bases 1 to 2160 code for a protein of 719 amino acids. The record is from RefSeq and is a predicted model, not a curated record. NCBI's taxonomy places the organism in Eukaryota, Fungi, Ascomycota, Eurotiomycetes, Eurotiales, Aspergillaceae.
AUGGCUUCUUUUGUCAGGAACACGUUGAUUGCAGGCCUUGCAGUCGGUACGGUUUGUAAUGCCGUUGCCGUCCACAGGAACACCUCCGGAGGUGAUAGUUGGCAUCGAUUUGUUCGAUCGCCGAGCAACCCGAUUGUGAAGCCCCAUAGUAUUCUGUCGGCCAACACGACUGGCGAUUUUACCAAUCCCAAUGGACUGCUUGGUGGGAAUGGCAACCCGACUGUGAUGACUCGCAAAGAGGGCGAUAUGUCUCCUUCGCUUAUUGUUGACUUUGGUCAGGAUGUAGUUGGCAUUGUUACCAUCUCGUUUGCCGGGUCGACCAACUCAACCGAAGGCUUCCCUGGUCUGAAACUGGCCUUCUCGGAGACCCAGCAAUAUUUGACCAACACUAGUGACUUUACUCGGUCCGACAAUCUCCCAGCUGGUUCGAAGAUUACCAAUGGAACUGAUCAGAUUGCUGUUGCAAAUGACCCAUACACCUGGAGAGAUUUAACUGGCUGCCAACACGGCACCAAGGUGUGCUCCGAUGGUCUUCACGGAUUCCGGUAUAUGAAGAUCUGGCUUGACGCUCUCGAGAGCGAUGCGCCUUACACGCAGUCCUACGGCUCCGUCUCGAUCUCAAACGUCGAGCUUGAAUGGUCCGCGUAUAUGGGAACCCCCGACACCUUCACCGGAUGGUUUGAGUGCUCCGAUGAGGAUCUUACUCAGUGGUGGUUCGAUGGUGUCUACACUACCGACAUGGUUACGGAUGUCUUCCUUGCCAACGAGACUGAUCCCCGGGACUCGGCUUCCCCCACCCUCCAGGGCAAACAGGUCAUUUUCGAUGGCGCCAAGCGCGAUCGUGACCCUUACGAUGGAGAUUUGGCUGUUUCGGCCCUGACCUCCUACCUUUCCCAUGACUUCCCGGAAGCUGCUCGCAAUGUCCUUGCUGAUUUAGCGGACCAUCAGCGCGCCGAUGGAUGGAUUCCUCCUGCCAGCAUUGAUAAUUACACGCUCGAUUUGUAUGACUACCCCAUGUGGUGGGUGGUGUCAACCGCCGAUCUGGUCAUGUACACCGGCGACACAGACUUUGCAACUCAAUACUACGACGUGAUGAAAAAGGUACUGGACGACUACUAUGGUCAGAACCUCACCUCCACCGGUGGCCUCCUUGACAAGGAAAACGGCUACGGAGACUACGCCUUCCUGCCCCGUUCCGGUCCUAUCACCUACUACAACGCGCUCUACGUGCAUGCCCUGAAAGCCGCUGCUCAUCUUGCCGACAUCCUUGGCAAUGGUGCCGACAGCAAGACUUGGAUCUCGCGCGCUUCCGAGGUUAGCGCUAAGCUGCUCGCCAGGAACUGGGAUCCUGCCGUUGGUGCAUUCUUUGACGGAGGGCCUUGCCCUAACGAGCCUGAAGGGACUAUUUGCGACGUCCACGCGCAGGAUGGUAAUGGAUUGUCUGUGCUUUCGGGAGCUGUCAAUUCCACCAUUGCUACCAGUUUGCUUGACUACUAUGGCAAGAAUACAUCGCGUCCCUAUGGAAACGCGUUCUACGACAACGACUCUCUCCAAGCAGGCUUCUCAGAACGCGUGUACGCGUUCAUUUCGUACUUUGAGCUAGCUGGCCGAUUUGCUACAGCGGGCGCUGCAGGUUCGGCCUUUGAAGAGAUCAAGCGUCUGUACGGUUGGAUGUCAACGCACGACCCCGAGAUUACCUUCUGGGAGGGCAUUGGGGCAGGUGGAUCCCCCUACGAGGAAGGGUUCACGUCCAUGGCACAUGGCUGGUCGACGGGUAUUGUGCCUUUGAUGAGCAAUUAUGUUCUCGGAAUUCAGCCCACCGGUCCUGGCUUCAAGACCUGGCAGAUCUGCCCUGUGGUUGAUGGCGGUGAUCUUACCUGGGCUAGAGGUCAGGUUGGUACCCCUCAGGGCCCGAUCAAGGUGUCUUGGCAGAAGCAGAGUGAUGGAAUUUUUGAAAUGCAAAUUGAUACUCCCGAGGAUACCACUGGCGUCAUCUGUGUUCCGACAAGUGGGUCUAAGAACGCUCAGCUCGUGGUGGACGGAAAGCAGGUCAAGGGCACAACGAACGCAUCUACCAUUGGGCCGAUCGCCACAUCUGGAGAGAACUUUAAGGUUCUCAGUGCCAAGGGAGGCUCGCAUACUAUCUCAGUCAGAGUUUGA